Molecule: messenger RNA, 1272 nt
Organism: Planococcus citri (citrus mealybug)
Lineage: Eukaryota; Metazoa; Arthropoda; Insecta; Hemiptera; Pseudococcidae
Product: endocuticle structural glycoprotein SgAbd-8-like
Exons: 3
Coding region: 143-619 (158 amino acids)
Cellular component (GO): chitin-based extracellular matrix
Molecular function (GO): structural constituent of chitin-based larval cuticle
Source: RefSeq, a predicted model, not a curated record
UAUAAGAAGGAAAGCUAUGGAAUAAUGGAACCGUUGUUGUGAAUAAUAUAAGUGUGCAAAUAGUUGGAAGUGCUUGUUCCGUUGUUGUUGUGUUGGUAUCGUACUCCAUCUCGUAAAACCAGUGUUUUAAUCAAGGUGCAAAAUGUGUCGAAUUACGUUGUUCUUAUUAGCUUCUCUGCUAAUCGUCCAAAGGAUAUCAUCGCAAUCGCCACCAGCAGCAGCCCCAGGACCCCAAACAACACCUAUACCUAUAAUAAAAUACGAAAAUCCAGGAGUAAAUUUCGACGGUUCUUAUAAAUGGAGUUACGAAACUGGCAACUCGAUCGUAGCCGAAGAAUCAGGCUACCUAUUGAACCCCGGCAGUGACCAAGAAGCCCAACACGCCGAAGGAUCGUACUCGUACACCGCUCCAGACGGUACCCUCAUCUCAGUAACUUAUGUCGCCGGUCCAGAAGGUUUCGUACCCCAAGGAGCUCAUUUACCGACACCACCACCGGUCCCAGAAGCCAUCGCUAAAGCUCUAGAAUACAUCCGCUCCCUACCACCAUCGCCAGAAGAUAACCCAACCGAACAAUCAUCGUCUCCUGCCCCAAAAACCAGAAGGCAUUAUAGAAAAUAGACUAUACGACUUCAUCUCUUUUAUUGCCAAUAUUUAUUUUUAUUUUUGUAUCAAAUUUUUUUUAAAAGGAAAAUCUCAAUCGAUGCGAGUGUACUUGAGGAAUUUUAUCGUAUACCUACCUAUUGAGUACAUCGUGUUUGUGUGUGUUUUUUCUCGCGAUAAUGGAGCUUAUUGAAAUAGAUGCGUUACCGAAAUCAUUAUUGUCAUGUAAGGCAGAUAUGCAUUUAUUGUUACCGUAUUAUUUUUUACCUAUACAUACAUUUUUACUAUAAGCAAAUUCAAAUCCUAUCUACAAAUUGGCUCCAUUUAUCUCAAAAUCGAGUGCCAUCGUUAUUAUACCUGUCUAUCCCUGAACAUAUUAUUUACUUAUUUACUAUACCUACCCUAUCUAGACUCUAUAUGACCCUAGACAAAAUAGCCCGUCUUGUAGCCUAUGGUUAGAAAUUAUAAUUAUUAUUUUAAUUGCUCAUGUUUUUAUGAUAAGAUUUGUUGCUGCGUUUAUGCCUAUAUCUUAUGUGUAUAAUAAUUAUACAUAAAUGACCAACAUAAUCAAAAUUUUUAUUCUUAUAAACGUGUAGUUUAACAAAUAUUGUAAAAACGGUUCCUUGUAUACUUUUUUUUAUACAAUAAAAUUUAUUUAUGAUUGUUUUAAA